Molecule: messenger RNA, 3699 nt
Organism: Pieris rapae (cabbage white)
Lineage: Eukaryota; Metazoa; Arthropoda; Insecta; Lepidoptera; Pieridae
Exons: 2
Coding region: 1-3699 (1232 amino acids)
Source: RefSeq, a predicted model, not a curated record
AUGCCAAUCACAAGAUCACAGAAUGGGAUGCAGCGAGGAGAAUCGACGUUGACUGUUACCUCCGCCACUACGUCCGAAGUCCGGACUACAGGCGAAGAGAUAACGAUCGAGCAGUCCACGUCGACGAGCGCAGCCAGCCAAUCAGAGCAAGCAUUGACUCUGACACCAGCGGGUUAUACCCGGCGGGCCGCAUCGAGAACCGUAUCAAAAGCCAGCUCAAGACGACUAGCCGAGGCCAGAGAAGAGUUGGCUCGCUGCGAGCUGCGGAAAGCGCAGGCAGCAACACACCUGGCCAGAUUACGAUUAGAAGCGGAAACGGAAGAUGAAGACUCCGUUAUAGAAGACGUCAACUAUGACCAUGAAGAAAGGGUAGCAAACUGGAUGCGCUCAUCGGAACAAAAGCCAGAAGAAAUAGAAACAAAGAGCGACAUUCGAGCAAUAGCCGACGCAAUAAAGGAAGUCAUGACGAACCAUGUAAUGCCGCAACCGAAAUACAUUCAAGAGCUGCCAAUAUUUGAAGGGGACAGCUCCGAAUGGACGGCGUUCCGAGUUGUAUACGAAGAUACAUCUCCCAUGUUCUCGGACGUUCAGAACAUGGCGCGGCUGCGUAAGGCGAUUAAAGGCACGGCGAGAGAGAGUAUUAAGAGCCUCUUGUACUCAGAAGCGACGCCAGAAGAAGUAAUUAACGCUUUACGCCGAAGAUUUGGUAGACUCGACGCAUUGGUGCUAGCCGAACUUGAGAAAUUAAAAGCGCUUCACAGAACGACAGAAAAUCCCAGCGACAUAUGCGUUUUCGCAAGCCAAAUAAACAACAGUGUGGCCGCCAUAAAAGGAUUGAAGAAACCGCAAUACCUGUACUCGCCGGAAAUCAUGAAAAUUAUCAUAGAGAAGAUGCCCGCGAUUCUGAGAUUCAGAUGGUACGACUACACGGCUGCGAGGGAAGAGGAAUCGUUCUCAGAUAUUCAAACAAUAAGCAACUUCCUCAAUUUAGAGGCGGAUAAAUGCGGCGCAUUCGCGGUACUUGAAGACAGCAAAAGUGUACGACCGAGCGCAACGAUAAAAAGACCGGUGAAGCAGGCUACUUUUAAUAUUGCUGAAAAGAGAAGACCAGAAGAAAUCGAGUGCCCAGUUUGUGAAGGCAACCAUAAGCUCAAAGACUGCCAAGGAUUUCUGAAGGCGGCAGUCAACGAUAGAUGGGAAACGGUUAAGAGACUUAAGGUUUGCUUCAAGUGCCUAGUUGGAAAGCACCGGAAAGAAAAAUGCCGAAGACCACCGUGCAAGCUGUGUCGAACAUGGCACCACAGCUUAUUACAUGUGACAUCGGAGAGCGAACAAUGUCAUAAAGAGGCAGCGACCAAGACAGCGACGGUCCAUACAAUUAGUACUCCAAAAGCUAUUUUAAAGAUGCUUAAGGUGGAGAUCUAUGGACCGACUGGGAGCAAACAAGUACUAGCGCUGCUAGAUGAAGGCUCUACGGUGACACUGCUCGAUGAAAAUGUGGCUGCAAGCAUCGGCAUUAAAGGUCCUCGCGAAACCUUAAAUAUAGAAACUAUCGGUGGAGGACAAAUGAAAAAUCACGAAUCAAUGAUUGUAGAUAUCAAAGUGAAAGGGAUAAGACAAUGCGAGAAGAGCACACUGAAGCGGGCAAGGACUAUCAAAGAGCUGAAAUUAACCCCACAAUUUAUCGAUAAAACCCGAAUUCAGAAGUGUCAUCACUUGCGGGGUUUACUGCAGGACGUGUGUUACGAAGCUGAGGCGCCGAAGCUGCUCAUUGGCCAAGACAAUUGGCAAUAUAUUGUCUCGUUACAGAUGCGACGUGGAAAGCCAGGGCAGCCGGUGGCAUCAAGAACAAAGUUAGGAUGGGUUAUCCAUGGCUACGAUAGCAACGGCGUGUCUCCGAUCAAUUAUGUAAACACAUGCGCACAUGCAAGAGUCGUCGAAGACAAAAUAAAUCAGCCGGUGAGAGAAUAUCUUAUUAUUGAGUCUUUGGGGAUUCAGCCGAAGAAGCCUUCAACGGCUAUAGAACAGCGAGUGCUAGAAAUAUUGGAAAGAAAUAGUCAACAAUUGGAAGAUGACAGAUCCGAGGUCGGACUAUUGUGGAAAAGGAAAGACGUACAACUUCCAAACAAUUUCUCAGCGGCCUUCAACAGAUUUCAAGGAAUAGAAAAAUAUCUGCGUGAGGACGCUAAGUUUAAAAAUGAGUAUAGCACGCAAAUAGAUCUGUUGAAAAGCAACUACGCUGAAGAAGUAACAGCCGACUGCACAUCGAACAAAAAGUUGUACCUGCCUCACUUCUCAGUGAAGAAAAAGCUAAGAAUUGUCUUCGAUGGUGCAGCCAAUCACAACAGAGUCAGCCUCAACGACAUUCUGUUGUGCGGACCGGACUUCAGGACCGGUCUACAGUCAAUAUUAGGAGUGUUACUGCGAGUACGUCUAGGACUCCUAUCGAUAGCGGUCGAUAAAAAAGAAAUGUUACCGCGAGUGAAUAUAUGUGAAGAAGACAGAAAUAGUCUCAGGUUCCUUUGGCGAAAAGACAAGAAAGCGCUAGUGAAGGAUAACAGAAUGUUAUCAGUGAUUUUAGGAGCUGCGUCACCUUGUACCACGAUUUAUAUAAAAAACAGAAAUGCAAAGGCCUUCGUACAUAAAUAUCCAGAAGCAGCGCAAGCAAUAGAGCAAUAUCGCUAUAUGGAUAACUAUUUGCAAAGUUUUUACUGUGUCGACGAUUACCAACGAGUUAUACAGCCAGUCAACUUGAUCUACAUGAAGGCGCACUUUGAGUUACGAAGAUGGGCGUCGAACAAAAGAGUGAUCAUUGAAGACGACACCGAAGCUCGAAAAAGCUACCUAGAGCAUAUCGGUAGAAUAAAAGAUAAUCGGCUGCCGCGAUGUGUGUCACUAUUCUGCACUGAGGGGGAGCUGCAUACUGUCGCAGACGCGAGUAAGACAGCGUAUGCAGCCGCAACUGGAGGUAAUGGAGAAUACUUAGAAAACCUCGUUGAUGCCAAGUCGAGAGUAAAGUCUCGGAAAUCAAUAUCUACGCCGAGACUUGAAAUGCAAGCAACCUUGUUGGGGACAGAACACAUAGACAAUUCACCAAUCACGAACCUAACUGACAAUUCGAAACAGGAGACGCUAAAACCAAACUACAUUCUCAUUGGACGAUCCAGUGGAUCUGCGCGCAUACUACAUUUUCCUGAUGCAAAGCUGGUGGGCAGAAAAGAUUUGAAGUCCGUCCAACGACUCUCUGAUCACUUUCGGAAGAGAUUGCUACGGGAGUACUUGCCCAAACUACUGCCCAGGAAAACGACUAGACGACAGAAAGGCGAGCAGCUGCAACCAGGCGACGUGGUUCUUAUCGUAAAACGCACGCUACCACGAUGCACUUGGCCGAGGUAUCAUCGAAACUACAUACCCCGGGCCCGACGGAAUAACCAGAAUCGUGGAAGUCGCAACCAAAGGGGAAGUUUUACGAAGACCAUCGUCGAGGAUCCUGAUCUUGGUGCCUGCGGAGUCGCCGUGCAGGAACGACGGUGCUGCGCACGAGGGGGAGAAUAUUUGCCUGGGACAGCCACGCCUCCGUUUUACAAGGGUAGGAUGCAAGAAAAUACUGCAUCGCAUCCCGAUCUGCUGACUUGUACUGCCACAUGCGGCAAAAGCCCGCGAAGCGAGGCAGUAGAUGGCAAGACGGAGAUUUGGUAG